CCACCAAAAAAUCUAUAGCAUCAUCAUCAUCAUCGAAUCUUAUUGAAGGAAUAACCCAGAAAAAAAAUUCUAAAAACCCAAAUCACUGUCACACAAAUACGCGAUCGAUCCCACCUGUUGAAUCUGUGUGUAUUGAAUCUUUGAAAUUGAUUGAACCACCUGGAAAAACAUUUUCCAUUCAGUUCAAUCUGUGUUUAUCUAUUUGUCAAUAUUCGAAAAACAAUCACAUCAUUUGGGAAAAUGGAAAUCAAAAUUUUUGUCUUAUAGAAAAUAAACCACCAGAGAAAUCUAUCUAAAAAAUCUGGUUUUUUCUAGAAAAUUUAAAGUCAUUAAACUGUAAUUGAAUCCUAUUGAUUUACGUAUCAUCAAUUAAUAUCAUCAUCAAAAAGUAGACUGUGUUAAUCAUCAUUAACCAGAGAAACAAACGAAAAUGUCGUUUAUCGAUGAUAAAACAUUGUCAGAUUCAAGUUAUAGUUUUGAUCAAAAUGAAGAACAUUUUGAAUUUACACCACAGUUUAAUGUUGGUGAUAAUGAUGAUUCAAUCGAUGAUGAUGAUUGUGAUGAAUUUAUAACCAAUCACCAUAAUAAUAAUAACAAUAAUAAUAAUUCGAUAUCAACUAAUGGCAACAGUGGUGGUGGUAAUUCAUCAUCAUUAAAAUUUAUUCAACGAAAUUCAUUAUUAAAUUCCAGUUUUCGAAAAUCAACACCGAUGAAAAAUAAAAAUUCUCUCCAUUCUAAUAAUUCAUCAAUGAAUGGCAUAAAUAAUUCACGUGGUUCACUAAGUUAUGAUUCCGAUAAUCAAUUGAUGAUCAAUGAUAAUAAUUCAAUGGAAGAAUAUAUCAUUCAUCUUACGGACAAGCUGAAAAAACUUCAGGAUCAGGUACAAUUCCUGCGUGAAGGACAACAAAAAAAUGAAGAAAAAUAUUCUACAAUGAAAAGAGAAAAUUCUACAUUAAAUAACAAAAUCAAUUAUCUGGAAGAACAAAUCAGAGAUAUUGAGUUACAAUCGGAAGAUAAACGUAAAGAAGUCGAACAACGCUUUCGUGAUUCAAUGGCUCGUUUAGAACGUGAAAAAGCACAAGAACUUGAAAAUUGUGUUUCGAGAAUUUGUUCAUUACAAAAAGAAUCUAUUGAAGCCAAAGAAGAGAUAAAACGUCAUCAACAAACAAUUGAACGUUUACAAGAUGUGCGGGAAAAAUUAGAAAUUGAAAUCCACGAUAAAAGUGAUGAAAUACAAUCGUUAAAAAAUGAGAUACGAAAAUUGAAAGAAAUAAUACGGCUAAAAAACGAAGAACGCGAUGCCAUUGAUUCAUCAUUAAUCGAGGCAAUUAAUCAUGAAUUGUCUAUUGAACGUAAUCAUCAUAAUUUAUUCGUAAACAAUAACAACAACAACAACAAUCAUGAUCAUCAUAAUAAUCAUCAUUCAAUUAAUCAUGAUAUUGAUAACGAAAUGUAUAGCAGUAUUCAUUCGGAAUUAGAACAACAAUUACGAAUAUUAAAAGAUGAAAAUAAAACAUUGAAAGAGAAUAAUGAAGAAUUAACCGCACAACUACUGAAUAAUCAUUUGAUUGAAGGCAAAAGCCUAUUGAAAGAAGGUGAAGCCAUUUCAUCAUUAGCUAGUGAAAUUAGUGAUCUCAAUUUGGAACAGCUAAAAACUGCCCUAAAAGAACAACAAGAUGUCAAUGCAAAAUUACGUGCAUACAUUGAUGGUAUAUUGCUCAAUAUUGUUGAAAAUUAUCCACAAUUGUUGGAGGUAAAAUCGAAUGGUGGUGGUGGUGUUGGUGGAACAACAACAACUGUCGCUGCUAAACAUCAAUCACCAUCAACUAAUAAUGGCAACCGUAGUAAACGAUUGUGAUAUUAAAACAUUUGUUUUUUUUUGUUCAUUCAUUUCGUCAUUAUUAUCCAUUUCUGCAAACUUUCACUGAUUUACGAAAUCCAAGUUUGUCUGAUUGUGAUUUUUUUUCCAUCCAUAUCAACUUCAUCAUAUAAUCAUUCAUCUUAGUAUUAUAUAAAACAAUCGAAAA
Dermatophagoides farinae (American house dust mite) is the source of this 2027-nucleotide messenger RNA. It is a transcript of the gene nuf, whose product is annotated as rab11 family-interacting protein nuf. Gene Ontology annotation, biological process: endocytic recycling; regulation of cytokinesis. Lineage: Eukaryota; Metazoa; Arthropoda; Arachnida; Sarcoptiformes; Pyroglyphidae. Gene Ontology annotation, cellular component: endocytic vesicle; midbody; cleavage furrow. The record is from RefSeq and is a predicted model, not a curated record.